Messenger RNA from Theobroma cacao (cacao), 1529 nucleotides. RefSeq lists its product as uncharacterized. The record is from RefSeq and is a predicted model, not a curated record. NCBI's taxonomy places the organism in Eukaryota, Viridiplantae, Streptophyta, Magnoliopsida, Malvales, Malvaceae.
AUUACAUAGGAGUCAUCUAGAAGCAAAGGGAAAAUAGUAGUGGGUAGCAUUCUCACUUAAAAUUACGAAGGAAAUUACUUCUUUUGAUUUUAUCCGAUCCACGAUUCACGCAGCCAGCUAGAGCUUGUAGAGUUAACUUAUUAUUCUGGUCGAAGUCUUCUAAGUCAUAAUUCAACGCAAUUCGAGUUAUUUUUCCAUUUCCUUGGGCUUCUCUUCCUGCCUUCUAGAUUCGAGUUUUUUUUUUUUAAUUUAAUCUUUGAAGCGUCUUUUCCUACAUGACUGGUAUUUAGAAUCCUAAACGCAGGCCCCCUAUUGGGCCAUUCAACUUCCCAAUUCCGUCAAAACUUUUCACUUCCUUCAUUCUCUGUUUUUCAUCGGGAAGGGUUUUUUGUUGUACUUCGGUUGUUGAGUUCUCAGCCAUGGCGUCGCAAGAGUACAUGGACAAGAUGCAGCUCCGCCAGAACUAUCGAAAUCUCUGGCAUACCGAUCUCGUGAGAACCAUUCAACGGGACCCUCCGUAUUGCUGCUUAGCUUUUUGGUGUGGGCCAUGUGUAUCCUACAUGCUUCGGAAACGAGCGCUUUAUAAUGACAUGUCGAGGUAUACAUGUUGUGCUGGUUAUAUGCCAUGUAGCGGUAGGUGUGGAGAAAGCAAAUGUCCUGAGUUUUGCCUUUGCACUGAGGUUUUCCUCUGCUUUGGGAACUCAGUGGCCUCUACCCGAUUUCUGUUGCAAGACGAAUUCAACAUUCAAACAACAAAAUGUGACAAUUGCAUCAUUGGUUUCAUGUUCUGCCUUCAACAAAUUGCCUGCAUAUUUUCCAUAGUUGCAAUGAUUGUUGGAAGUGAUGAGAUUCAAGAGGCAUCGCAGUUACUGAGUUGUUUGGCUGAUAUGGUUUAUUGCACGGUCUGUGCAUGUAUGCAGACGCAACAUAAGAUUGAAAUGGACAAACGAGAUGGCAUGUUUGGUCCACAACCAAUGGCAGUACCCCCUGUUCAGCAGAUGUCACGCAUUGAUCAACCAAUUCCUCCUGCAGCUGGCUAUCCACCACCAGCAUAUGGACAGGCUUAUCCACCUCAGGCACCUGGCUAUACUGCUCCAGGUUAUCCACCGGCUGCAUAUCCUCCUGCUCAGAACCCUCCAGCUGGUUACCCACCACCUGGCUAUUAUAGAUGAUCUUUCCCUGGUUACUUCUUGGUCGCAAGCACCUGAGUCUGGGUUACUGAGACAUGGACAGAGCUGGUAUUCAUUAUUAAAUUUGACUUUCAUGCUGUUGCGAUUUAUAUAGGGAUCUGUUUUAUGUGUGAUGUGGUUUCCUAUUGCUGAUCUAAACAGUUAAGGGUUUAAAAGUAGAUACUGUCGACAUGUCUGUUCUCAAAAUCUUUUGCUUCAUAUUCCUAUCCCUUGGUGUUUUAUGUAAAUUUGUAUUUAUGAAUAUCUGCAAAUUUUGGUACAUAAAACCAAUACUGUCAAACUUCUGAUGUCCACGAAUUUUCUCUUUUGAGGUUGGUAAAAUAAAAUUGAAUUGGCUCA